UGCCUCACCGGCAACCCCAUCGACGACUGCUGGCUCUGCUCCCCCCUCGAUUCCCCCUCCCAACGCUUCCUCCUCGCCGAUUGCUCCAUCGGCUUCGGCCGCUCCGCUCUCGGCGGCAAAAACGGCCUCAUCUACACCGUCACCGAUUCCUCCGACUCCGAUCCCGCCAACCCCCUCCCCGGCACUCUCCGCCACGCCGCCAUGCAAACCUCACCCCUCUGGAUCAUCUUCGCCUUCGACAUGUACAUUCGCCUCAACCAAGAACUCCUCGUCAACAGCUUCAAAACCUUAGACGGACGCGGCGCAAACAUCCACAUCGCGGGCGGAGCCUGCAUCACCCUCCAAUUCGUCUCCAAUGUCAUCAUCCACAACCUUCACAUCCACGAUUGCGUCCCCUCCGGAAACGCCAUCGUCCGAUCCUCUCCAACCCACGCCGGAUUCCGCGGCAGAUCGGAUGGCGAUGGAAUCUCCAUCUACGCCGGACGCGACAUAUGGAUCGAUCAUUGCGAUCUCUCCAACUGCGCCGACGGGCUUAUUGAUGCAAUAAUGGGAUCGACGGCGAUCACGAUUUCCAAUUGCUACUUCUCGAGGCACAAUGAGGUCAUGCUUAUGGGUCACAGAGACGAUUACCUGCCGGAUUCGGGGAUGCAGAUCACCAUCGCCUUCAAUCGAUUUGGGGAGAAACUGGUUCAGAGGAUGCCGAGGUGCAGGCGUGGGUAUUUUCAUAUUGUGAACAAUGAUUACACGGAAUGGGAGAUGUACGCCAUUGGUGGCAGCGCCAAUCCCACCAUUAAUAGCCAGGGGAAUCGAUACAGAGCUCCCCCUGAUCCAAAUGCCAAGGAGGUAACCUGA
This is a messenger RNA of Phalaenopsis equestris, 852 nucleotides long. Its product is annotated as probable pectate lyase 12. The record is from RefSeq and is a predicted model, not a curated record. Lineage: Eukaryota; Viridiplantae; Streptophyta; Magnoliopsida; Asparagales; Orchidaceae. Gene Ontology annotation, molecular function: pectate lyase activity. The transcript has a single exon. The annotation marks the transcript as partial.